AUGCAGACGGACUCUGCCAGCCCGGCCUACCGGGAACAGCCAGCAGAGGGCGUACUGUACCCAGACUCCACCGUUAAAACGACAUACAGCGGAUGUUCUACCCUAGACGUAUUCGCGCCGACUGAUUGGCUGAGCUGGUGGUGGCAGCGGCGCGGAUUGCGGCCGGCCGCAGCUCGGGAGCGGAUUGCUGAAAGCGGCGGGGGCGGGCGUCGCGGCGCCCGGCGCGAUGCCGGCGGCGGAGGCCUGCGGCCCGGGCGGAGGGAGGGCGGCGGCCGGGAGGAGGCGGCGGCCUCGGGGCCGGGGGAGCGGCGGCUGCUGCGGGGCGGGGGCCGGGCGGGCGCUGCCGGCGGACGGGCCGCGGGGGGCUGUAGGCGGCGCCAAUGGAGCGGCCCGGGGGUCCGAGGAGGGGCCCUGGGCCGCGCUGCUGGCCGGCAGCAGCAGCAGGCUCGGGAAUACUGCCCAGGGGUGAAGAACCAGCCCUAUGUGUGUGAGACGGGCCACUGCUGCGGAGAGACUGGAUGCUGCACCUACUACUAUGAGCUCUGGUGGUUCUGGCUCCUUUGGACCAUUCUCAUCCUCUUCAGCUGCUGCUGCGCCUACCGGCACCGCCGCGCCAAACUGCGUCUGCAGCAGCAGCAGCGGCAGCGUGAGAUAAACCUCAUCGCCUACCACGGUGCCUGCAACUACCCCACCUCCAUGAUGGAUCUCAGGAUGCUGGCUUCCUUUAAGCUGCCUGCCUAUGAGGAAGUGGCUCACCGUCCCAGCACCCCUCCUCCCCCCUACAGCGCCAUCCUGGCCCAGCUGGGUGGGCCGCAUAGCCGCCUGGGCUCCAGUCCCCUGACCCUGUCUCCUAGCUCGGAGAAUUUCACCAGCUGCUCUUGCGAGUCGAGCUGCCUCACCUCCCCCAGCAGCACCUCACUGUCGGUGCAGAUCACAGAUGAGACGGAGCGCAGCCAGGUCAGCACGCCCAGCGAGGAAGGCGGCAGCAGCAGCACGGGCACUGGCGCCAGCUGGGAGCUGCCCGAGGAGCCAGCCCCCUGCGAGACCCCACCCAAGCAGACCCUCUUCUCCUCCAACGUGGAUUUCUUCGAGGCCGACUACCACCGCUGCUCAGACAUCGAGGAGGAAGAGGAGGGCACGGGGGAGGAGGAGGGUGCGGCCCAGGGUGACAGCAGUGAGCACUUCCGGCACCGGCGCCUGACGGGCGAUUCGGGCAUUGAGGUGGGGCGCUGCCAGGAGGAGGAGGGUGGGGAGGACAGUGAGGAGGAGACACACCUGCUCAGCAAGGCGGGGCCUGAGUCCCCCCAGCUCUCGGAGCACAAGAGCCUCUGUGGGCUCCAGAGCGAUGGGGGCAGUGAGGAGCCCGGCUCGCCUGUCCUGCCUGUCUGAGCCAAGCUGGGUGCUGCCCCAGACAGCAGCUCCCCACUUCCUGCCCUGUGACCCCAGCUCCCUUCCUCUGCCCAGCACCUCCAGGGCUCUGGAGCAGCCCUUCCCGUCAGCCCCCACCUCUGUGCUGCUGGCCAAGGGGCAGAGGUCCCUGUCCCAUGCCUCACCCUGGCAGGCUGCCUGGGAAUCCUGCCCGGUGGGGUGGGGUGUGUAGAACUGCGUGGGGCUGAGAGGCAGCACCCUGGCCUCUUCCUGCCCCACAUGCUGGGCAGCUGCCUCUCAGCCCUUCCCUCCUGAGUGCUUGUGCCUGGGAGCAUUGGGGCUCUGUGCUGCCCAGCGCGGGCUUUCCCCUCUGGCAGGCAGGACAGCAGGCAGCUCCUGGCUGCAGCAGUGGGGAGGGCGGGGGGGGCUCCCACCCAAACCCCUCCUGGCCCAGGGCCCUGCCUCCAGCUCUGCUUCUGCCCUGUGUGCUGGGUCGGGGACAGUUUGCACCGGCGCCACAUGGCUGACUGACCCCUCCCUGGGGUAUGGACUCUUGGCAUGGAGCCCCCAGGGAGAGCGUGCCUGAGGGGGGCUGUCCCCCCAGACUGACUCUGUAGACGAUGUGUGUCCCUCACUCUGCGUGCUACUGUCGUUUGUUGGGUAUCAUGCAUAGCGCUGUCCGGCCCGGGGGCCAUGCCCCCGGCUGGGUCCUUCCCCUCCCCGUAGAGUUCCCACUGGGACUGGGUUUCGGUGGAAUUGCACGAAUCAGAUUAUUCCUGCCCAGUGCCCCCUCCCUCACCCAAGGGGCUUCUCUGGGAGAGUGGGGGGUGGCUGGCCUGGGGCAGCUAGCAGGCCUUCCCUGUGGCACCCCAGUGCUUGAAGUGGGUGGGGGCUGCCUUGGUGAGAGAUGUGGCCUCUGCUCCCAGCGUGCAGGACAGUUCUCGUUAUUAAAGAGAUGUGGAAUUACA
Molecule: messenger RNA, 2336 nt
Organism: Chelonoidis abingdonii (Abingdon island giant tortoise)
Lineage: Eukaryota; Metazoa; Chordata; Testudines; Testudinidae
Gene: WBP1
Product: WW domain binding protein 1
Molecular function (GO): WW domain binding
Source: RefSeq, a predicted model, not a curated record